GCUCGGCCGUGAAGCCUGCUCAUUGGCCGCCAGUCAACACUGGAGAGGCGGGGCAGAGGCGGGUUAAAGGGCGCUCCGCCGGUCCGCCACCGUGCCCGGGCUGGUGCAAUGGCGUGGCGGGGGCUGACGGCAGAGUUUCUGCGGGUGCCGGCGGUGACGCGGACCUACACCGCGGCCUGUGUCCUCACCACCGCCGCCGUGCAGCUGGAGCUCCUCAGCCCCUUCCAGCUCUACUUCAACCCGCACCUCGUGUUCCGGAAGUUCCAGGUCUGGAGGCUCAUCACCAACUUCCUCUUCUUCGGGCCCCUGGGAUUCAGCUUCUUCUUCAACAUGCUCUUCGUGUUCCACUAUUGCCGCAUGCUGGAGGAGGGCUCCUUCCGUGGCCGCACAGCAGACUUCGCCUUCAUGUUUCUCUUCGGAGGCGUCCUUAUGACCCUGCUGGGACUCCUGGGCAGCCUGUUCUUCCUGGGCCAGGCCCUCACGGCCAUGCUGGUGUAUGUGUGGAGCCGCCGCAGCCCUCUGGUGAGGGUGAACUUCUUCGGCCUCCUCACCUUCCAGGCACCGUUCCUGCCCUGGGCACUCAUGGGCUUCUCGCUGCUGCUGGGCAACUCGAUCCUUGUGGACCUGCUGGGGAUUGUUGUGGGCCACAUCUACUACUUCCUGGAGGAUGUCUUCCCCAAGCAACCUGGAGGCAAGAGGCUACUGCUGACCCCUGGCUUCCUGAAGCUGCUACUGGAUGCUCCUGAGGAGGACCCCAACUACCUGCCCCUUCCUGAGGAGCAGCCAGGACCCCAUCAGCCACCUCCACAGCAGUGACCCACCCAGGGCCAGCCGGAGAGGCUUCUAGAGGGCCUGCACUCUCGCCAACCCCUGCUUGCAGUGAACCACCUCCCUCCUGGAGGCUGGGUCCACCCAAGGGCCCACCCAAAUAAACAGUAUGACUCUGCAGCCUUUUGGCCUGAGGCACUGGCUCCCCCUGCCAAGGCUGGCCACAAGGCUCCCCUUCCCAGGCCCUUCACGCCUGCCCUCCACCCUCGCCCAGCCUGUCUUCUCAGCCCUGUUGUAGGCAGUAGGAUUGGGGCCCAUCCAGGGCAAAGAACCUGCCCACAUUGCCCAGCAGAGCUCUGAGCUCACAGGUGAGACUCAGGGUUCUCGUCCCAGCCCUGCCAGUGCCCUGAUAGAACCUCAGGCAAGUCCUACUGAUCCUGGGCCUCUGCUCCCUACUGGUCAGGGGGCGCUGGCCAGCGCCUGGGGCCAGGACUGGGCUCUCCUAGCCUGUGCCGAGCCUGGAAAACAGGUGCCCCUCCCCGUGGUGCCUUUGGUCUGAUGCUGGCCCAACCUCUCCUGUCCCUCUUCAGCAACCUUGACAGGUGCACCUUUACCUUGUUUUCCAUGGAGUGAUACCAAGGCCCCCUGGGGUCAGGUGUAGAGGAGGGCUGGGAUUGGGUCUUCUGCCCUUCCUAUGACUCCAGAGUCCUGUGACUGGGUGAGGCAGAGACUUCUGGGAAGCUCUGUCCCUGCCCUUUUUAGCUGAGGACCUGUGUGUGCCUUAUGGGACCCUGCAGAUCACUUUUUUCUCUUGUAACGUGGGCAUCAGGUGGCCUGGCAGCUCUCCUGCUGCUCUAGGCCUGACGCUGUCGUGGCUCCAGGUGCUGAACAUUGCAGGGUCCUGUAGCCACCAGCUAUUGUUUUCAUGGAAACAGAAACGGUCCGUUGAGUCUGCCCUCAAUCAUGUAGUGAAACCUGGCUCUGCAGCUGCGAGGGCCCUUCCCCAGGCCCCUCCCCGGCAGGUGGGCCGGCCUGCCUGCCUAGCGGGGUGGGCACAGGGCUGCCUGCUGCCCCAUGGAUUGAGUGAAUACUUCAGUAAUAAAGCAACGAAGCCCGUUCAUUUCCAAGGCCA
Messenger RNA from Microcebus murinus (gray mouse lemur), 1900 nucleotides. RefSeq names its product derlin 3 (gene DERL3). The record is from RefSeq and is a predicted model, not a curated record. NCBI's taxonomy places the organism in Eukaryota, Metazoa, Chordata, Mammalia, Primates, Cheirogaleidae.